AUAGAAAUUGGAUUGCCGCGUCGCAUCUCGCGCCACCUUGCGUCGAUUGAGCCAGUCAAUCCAUCCAACAUGGUGCUGGAAAGUACGAUGAUAUGCGUUGAUAAUAGCGAUUAUAUGAGAAAUGGAGAUUUCGUACCUACCCGGCUACAGGCACAGCAAGAUGCCGUCAACUUGGUGUGUCAUUCCAAGACUCGCUCGAAUCCAGAAAACAACGUUGGCCUCAUAACUCUCGCUAAUGUGGAAGUACUGGCGACGCUAACAAGCGAUGUUGGCAGAAUACUGUCCAAACUUCACCAGGUUCAACCAAAUGGAAAGUUAGCUCUCAUCACAGGCAUCAGAAUCGCCCAUUUAGCAUUGAAACAUCGACAAGGCAAAAAUCAUAAAAUGCGCAUCGUUGCAUUUAUCGGAAGUCCAAUAGACAUCGAUGAGAAGGAAUUAGUCAAGUUAGCGAAACGUCUGAAAAAGGAGAAAGUGAACGUUGAUGUUAUAAGUUUUGGCGAAGAGAGCAUCAAUAAUGAUGUACUAACUGCCUUUGUUAAUGCACUGAAUGGCAAGGAUGGCACGGGAAGUCAUCUCGUCACUGUUCCACCAGGCCCGCAUUUAUCAGACGCCCUGAUCUCUUCUCCUAUAAUUCAAGGUGAAGAUGGAAUGGGUGCAGCCGGCAUGAGUGGUGCCGCGUUCGAGUUCGGAGUCGAUCCAAAUGAAGAUCCCGAGCUGGCGUUGGCUUUGCGCGUUUCUAUGGAGGAGCAACGGCAACGUCAGGAAGACGAGGCACGUCGUGCGCAGGCUAACGAGACUGCCGCAAAUAAACAACCGGAAACUAUAAAGGAAGCUCCGAAUGAAGAAGCUAUGUUAAAACGUGCUCUCGCCAUGUCCCUUGAAGGUGCAGAUGAUUCUACUGCCGCUAGUGAUAAUACUGCUCCAAGCAGAAGCAAUGUGCCGGACUUCACUAACAUGACAGAAGAAGAACAAAUUGCUUUUGCUAUGCAAAUGUCCAUGCAAGAUCAGCAAGAACUGGAAUCCCAAAAGGAAGAAGCGAUGGAUGUGGAAGAGGAUUACGCAGCCGUUAUGUCUGAUCCUGCUUUUCUGCAAUCGGUCCUGGAGAACUUGCCAGGUGUAGAUCCGCAUUCUGAAGCCGUACGCCAAGCCGUUGGAUCGUUACAACAAAACAAAGAUAAAGAGAAAGAGAAAGAGAAGGAGAAAGACAAAGACAAAGACAAAGACAAAGACAAAAAAUAAAUGGCUUCUUAGUACACUGAUAUUUACACUUGUGGCUAAAUUUGACAUUUUCCAUUAUUAUGUAUGAUAUAUUGUAGCUAUUACAUCUUGCUUAUGAAAUAUAUUAUCAAUUUAUUGAAAAAGC
Acromyrmex echinatior (Panamanian leafcutter ant) is the source of this 1363-nucleotide messenger RNA. RefSeq names its product regulatory particle non-ATPase 10 (gene Rpn10). The record is from RefSeq and is a predicted model, not a curated record. Lineage: Eukaryota; Metazoa; Arthropoda; Insecta; Hymenoptera; Formicidae. Gene Ontology annotation, cellular component: proteasome regulatory particle, base subcomplex; nucleus; cytosol. Gene Ontology annotation, molecular function: polyubiquitin modification-dependent protein binding. Gene Ontology annotation, biological process: proteasome-mediated ubiquitin-dependent protein catabolic process.